CGUUACACCGUGCGCCGUGCCCCUCGCACAGUAGUCUCCCGUCUCUCCCGAGAUAUUCCGAAGGUAUCCCGCCCUUCCAGCGAGACCUACGUCGCACGUCACCGCUCGCCACCUCGAAACCGGGGCUUCGAGCACCAGCUUUGAGCGACCACCACCAACGUCUACCGGGGACAACCCGUGUUGAAAGCAUCUGUCGACGGGUGUACAUCGGCGGAACGGUAGUGUCCGGGGUGACCGACGACGACGACGUCGACGAUUCUGAUCCUUGCAUCGGUGCAUCCUGCGCCUUCAUCUUUCGCGCCUCCGCAUCGGAUCGCAGGUCGUCGCGACGUCGAGAUACGUCCCGACGCGCGAGAAUACGUGGCAGAGAGACUCGGUAAUAAUACUUGACAAGAAUAUGGGCGAAAAGACGUUCAACCUUACGUGGAACAAUCACCUGGCAAAUCUGUCGGGACUGUUCGAGGCCCUUUACAGGAGUGGUUCCUUGACAGACGCGACUUUAGCUUGCCAGGGCGGCAUGCUACGAGCCCACAGACUGGUCCUGGCAGCGUGUAGCCCUUACUUCGAAAGAGUUUUCAAAGAGCACUACACAGAGCAACCCAUUCUCAUUUUGAAAGGCGUUGCCGUGGAAGAGAUGGAAUGCCUCUUGGACUUUAUGUACAAGGGAUCCAUCGACGUAGCGGAGGAGAAUCUACCGUCCUUGAUAAAGACCGCGACGGAUCUGGAGAUUCGUGGGCUCUCCGGUGACCAGAAGACCCAGGAGAACAGGAGUAACAUCUACACCAGGGUCGAGACGCGAACGCAACGGUGUCACAUCGAGACCAGAGAGAUACACACCACCGAGUACAUAAAAGACCCGUCGAUCAUUCCGUUUCUACCGAAGCACUCGUCCGUCGAUUCGAUGGAGGAUCACAUUAAGGUAGAGGAGAUUGAGGUGGAGGACGAUCCGAUGGUGAUCGACGGCCACGAGGACAGCUUCGACGAGCUUCCGCGGUCACCGGAAACGCAGAUUAAACGUAUACCGCCUCCAAUGUACAAGCGGGAAACUAGAUUCAAGGGGCAGAAGAGGGUUUCCGUGGGCCGCAUGACGCGGCACAGCGACCCUUCAGAAUUGAAGUCAAAGGAUUCGUCGCGAGAGUCGAACUAUGAGGAUCCCGCGAGGGUCGGCAAAUUCAAUGAUGCAUCUGCAAAUGUCACACUAUCUGGCGCACAGGAAACCUCAAGACCCUUGAGCGAACCGUCGAAAGUAGGACUGAAAAAGAAACUCGAGAUGAAGAGAGUUGCCGAGGGGAAAGAGGCAAGAAUCAGCAAAUCCGAAAAGGCACAGAACAAGCCAUUUUCCUGCGAUCUUUGCACCCUGGCCUUCACGAGGGCAUCCCACUUAGCGAGGCAUAGAAGGGUACACACGGGCGAGAGACCGUUCGUCUGCAGUAUCUGCUCGCGAAAGUUCGCUAGGCAGGACAAACUGAAGCAGCAUCAAGACUCGCAUUCGCAGUGGCCGAGGAAAAAGGGUAACCAGAUGGAACCCACGUUUAUCGGAAAAGUCAAGCGCGGUAGACCGCGAAAGCAUUACUUGGAGCAAACCGCAAUAGAGGAAUUUCUGAAGUUCGGCGAGUUCAGCUCGCUGUUGGACAAGUCGCACUCCGCGAACUCGACGAGCAAGAGCGAGGACUCCGGGAACGCCGAGAGCGAUAGCAAGAGUAAAGAAGCGUACCGAGAGGAGGACGAGGCUCACAAGGACAAGGACAAUCGCGGUUGCCAGGUCGAGAAUGGCCAGGACAUCGUUUAAUAGAAUUACCCCCUGCAACCGGAUUGAAGAUAUUCGUAAAACAUAUUUUUCUAUGCACAGCCGUGUAAUAUGGAGAUCAAUGCCGUAAGGAAAGAAGAAACCUGUCGAGCUUCCCCCGAAAGGUCAUGGUACCCUUUUCCUGGGUCUGUUUCAACGCGAUAUAAUAGGGUUUAUAAUAUCCUUUUACUCGCGUCGCUUUUACUGUGAGUCGUUUAACGUAAGUACCUGAGAUAUCGACUACUAACGUUAAUACCAAAGCGCACAUGGCUCGAAAGAGUCGAAAGAGUCGGCACGCGCGAUAAUCGAGGAGGAGUCAAUCGUUACAUCGACCGGCACGUCGUUAUCGAUCGGUAUCAUUAAUGUUAAAUGAUGAGAAUAGUAAAGGGAUACCUGCGCUACUCGACCAAAUAAUAUACGCGUGAAGAAUGCGGCCUGACUUUCACUGUAGGCAAUCCUAAUUUCUCGAUCGGGCUUGAGUGAACCUGAGUGUUGUUGCUCGACGUCACGACAGCACAGAUCAUAUUUUGCGAUGACACGAUAUUAUAAUUUCCGAUGAGACGAUUUGCAUUUGCCAGUUGAUUACCAAACUCGGUUCAACGAUAAUGUGGAACGGCGCACGAAUGACAGUACUUUAACGUAAGGUUUUGCACGCUUUAUAAUUACUCGAAAGCGGGUAAACGUAGUAAUAGUAAAAUAGUAUACGGUGCAGUACAGCAACAACGUUCUGAUACAGUGUGAGUCAUGCCUACGUAGUACUAUUUUGUCAUAUGUGCGAUUAUAAUUAACGUCAAGUACAAAUAUCUAAAUAUUAGAUUAUGCAUACGACACUCUGUUACGCGUACUGCCAUACAGCGUAAAUUAACGAUGUGCGAGUAUUCUACACUCGAACUUUUUCAGCCGAUUCGGAUCCUCUUUCAGCUGGUUUAAACUCGAGAUUAGAAUUCGAAUAAAUCAUUAUUUUGCAUACUUUCACAUAUAUGGAUAUUUGAAAAAUUGUAAAUGAAAUACUUUAUAUUGAGUAAUUUCGGGAAAAUGCGAGUAAUCCAAGAAAUAUAAUAUAUCGAAUUUAGUCGAAUUAAUUAAACUCAUCAGUUACUCGAGUCCGGCCCAAAUUCGACGAAAAUCGGAUCCAAGUCGACUUGAACUUCGCAAAUAUCCGCACAUCAGCUAGCAUAAAUGAAUAGGCCUAGGGUUCCUUUUACGGUUUAUUUAAAGAUUCGAGUAGCGUAUUUUUUCUUUUGUGAUAGAUUUUAUAAUUUGUACAAUGCCGACGACAUUGAUCAUGAUAAUGAUUCUUGUUUUAUCACAGACACUCGCGCGGAUCAGAGAUUUUAAAGGUAUAUUCUGAAAUUCUUUCGUCGCGUACCGACGAAGACUCGUGUAGUGUCAAUGUCCUUAUGAUUGAUUAUUAUUGUUGUUUAAUUGGUUGUUGUUGUACAAGUCGCGUUUUGUUUCGUUGAAUAGCUGUUGCUCGCUCUCACGGACGCUGUUUAAAGUUCGUGACCGUGUAUCUUUUUCCGUGGCAACGUGCAAUUCUUUUAUUCGUGAUAUUACAUUCUGGUCGCUGAUUACACUCGCCACUCGGGCGAGCGGCAAGGUGCGAAAGGUUCAUAUCUCACAUUCUAUAUAGUGUGUAGCGUGUGUAAAUAAAAAUUUUCAAGCGAAA
Messenger RNA from Ooceraea biroi (clonal raider ant), 3455 nucleotides. Its product is annotated as zinc finger and BTB domain-containing protein 14. The record is from RefSeq and is a predicted model, not a curated record. Lineage: Eukaryota; Metazoa; Arthropoda; Insecta; Hymenoptera; Formicidae. Gene Ontology annotation, cellular component: nucleus. Gene Ontology annotation, biological process: regulation of transcription by RNA polymerase II. Gene Ontology annotation, molecular function: protein binding.